GUGCCACCUCCAGUUUUGUGAUUGUGUCAAAAAUACAGGGUUUUAUUGUUGCACUAGCAAUUUAAUCCGAGGAAUAUAAAUUUUGUGUGGAGUUAUGUUCGAGACGUCGUUGCCAGCGAUUCAAGAGGCGAGCGGUCACACGUUUGGCAUUCGUUAUUAAUUAAAUCAGCCGCCAACAGCUGAGCGAGAGAGCAAUCGAGAGCGACAGGAGAGGAUCCACUUCCAAUCGAAUCGGGUGGAAUCGAAUAGCAGGGGCUUGGUAAUUAAAAGGAAGACCGAACUGAACUGAACUAAACUGAAACGGAACGAAGCGAAGCGAAGCGCGGCGAGGCGGCAAGAAACGAAAAGAAAAGAACGAAAGUCGGCAGAGUCGGAAAGUCGGCAAGUCUGAUUGUCGGCAAAGUCGCAAAGUCGGAGAGUCACAGUCUCAAUCGCAGUCGGCGAGAGAUUCCACUCGUGUCGCACGUCCGUUCGUUUCCACAUUGUCGUUAUAAAAAUAGCAACGCCUUAAACGAUCGCAUCAACCUCAUCAACAGAACACCACCAGAAAUCACCGCCCCCUCCUACGCCUCAAUCGCCAUCGCCACCGCAUCCCAUCCCCAUCAUCUUCAUUAGCAGGCAGCCUGACAGAAUUCCAAACUGCCGUUUCGGCAGCCGGCAAGAUUUCACGAAAUCUAAUGGCCAAGGACGAGGAGGAUGAUCUGCUGCCCGACAAGGAUGCGGCCAAGGGCUUCUAUGCCAAAUACGAGCCCAAGGAGAUUCUGGGCAGGGGCAUCAGUUCGACCGUGAGGCGAUGUAUCGAAAAGGAGACGGGCAAGGAGUUUGCCGCCAAGAUCAUCGACUUGGGCGCCACCACAGAGUCAGGCGAGACGAAUCCAUAUCACAUGCUGGAAGCAACCAGACAAGAAAUCUCAAUACUGCGCCAGGUCAUGGGGCAUCCCUACAUAAUUGAUCUGCAGGAUGUGUUCGAGUCAGAUGCAUUUGUUUUCCUCGUCUUCGAGCUGUGUCCCAAAGGUGAACUCUUCGACUAUCUGACCUCUGUGGUGACGCUAUCCGAGAAGAAGACGCGCACCAUUAUGCGACAAAUCUUUGAGGGCGUCGAGUACAUACACGCGAAGAGCAUUGUCCAUCGGGAUCUUAAGCCCGAGAAUAUCUUGCUGGACGAGAACCACAACGUUAAGAUCACGGAUUUUGGCUUCGCCAAGCAGUUGCAAGAGGGCGAGAAACUUACAAAUCUGUGCGGAACGCCGGGUUAUUUGGCUCCCGAAACGCUCAAGUGCAACAUGUUCGAGGGAUCCCCCGGCUACUCGCAGGAAGUCGACAUAUGGGCCUGUGGCGUGAUUAUGUUUACGCUGCUCGUCGGUUGUCCACCUUUCUGGCACCGCAAGCAGAUGGUCAUGCUGCGGAAUAUCAUGGAGGGCAAGUACAGCUUCACCUCGCCGGAGUGGGCUGAUAUUUCAGAGGAUCCCAAGGAUCUGAUACGCAAAUGUCUAGUCGUUGAUCCUUCGCAACGUAUAACCGUCAAGGAAGUAUUAAGACAUCCAUUCUUCAACCAAAUGGUGUUAAUGGGUGAUCGCCGGCAUCCGGCCCCGCCCAUCGCGCCCGCCCAAACGAACAGCAGGCAUCUGCUGCAACCCGAGGCGUCAUCGUAUCGCUUUGGUCAGCUGAACAGUAGUUGCGCCGGUGCCCCCAAUUAUCUGUACUGUGCGCCACAGAGCUCCUACUCGUCGAAUCGAAUGCGCGACGGGGCGCUGGACGAUGCGGGUGCCAGUGCUGCAUCCGCCACCUGCCAUGUCAUGUCGCCAUCCAACGCCUCCAAUUCCUACGCCACCAACACCACAGCCAACACCUCGAACUCGGCCUUGGCAUCCGCCUCCUCCCACAAAACGCUCACGGCGAUGGUCUACUAUCAGCAGCAACCGCAGCAGCAUCAGACGCAGCAGCAGCAGCAACAGUACCAGCAGCAACAGACGACACAGCUGCCGGUGCAGCUGCAGUUGCAGCAUCCACUAUUGCAGACCGGUGGCGAUGGCAAGCAAUCGGUGUAUGCACCUCCUACAGUGCAGCUGCGCAAACAAAGUCGCUUCAACGCGCGCAAAAAGUUCCAAUUCGCCAUACUCGUGAUACGGGCCAUCAUUCGGAUACGGCGCCUACGCUUCACCGCCGAGCCGCUGCACGUUGAGGAGGCCAUCCGGGAUCCGUAUCGCGUCAAGGUUCUGCGCAAGGUCAUCGAUGGCUGUGCCUUCCGUGUCUACGGGCAUUGGGUCAAGAAGGGUGAGGGCCAGAAUCGGGCCGCCCUCUUCGAGAAUACUCCCCGCACGGAGCUCCACGCGCUCUACAUCAACAAUCUCAGCCGAUAGAAGGCGGUCGGGCAUGGGGCAUGGGCCAUGGGCCAUGGGGAAUGGGGCGUGGCGGAGUCGCGCUGAUCUACACAAGCACACACACACACACACACACAGAAAGAAAGAAAAAAGAAAAUAAGAGGAAACACAGUAAGCAAGAAACCAAGAAACAAACCAACAAACGAAUUAGCAAAAGCUACUACUAUGAGAAGCAGGAAAUUGCGAUUGCAACAGGACACACCAAACACACCAAAAAGGAUUCAAUCCAUCCAUACAUUCGGAUUCGCCUCGUUCUGGACGGACAGCCAACACGCAGGUGUACAUAUAUACGUAUGUAUGUAUGUAUGCAUGCCUAGUAACAUUACCUCCCCUGCCUUCUUCGUCCUUGUGAUUUUGUUUAAUACUUUUUAAUUCGAUUUUAUUGCGUCUAAUGCGCGCCAGCCAUCUAGUGUAAUCAGUUAGUGUAGUGAAUGUAGCGUUCAACCACGGCCAUGCAUACCACCCAGAUGGUACAUGGCUAUCCAGUGGUCCAACGUUAUGACCCGGCGCCAGAACGAGCCGAAUCGGAUGACGAGAUGCGAUUGAUUGUUGGGUUGGGGGAAUGUACACACCUCAUCUCACCAUACUCCACACCCAACUAAGCCCACACAAGCAAGCGUACAUGCAUAUGUAUUUUCUGUUAAUGAUUCUAUUAAAUUAUUUAAUUGUAUUGCUAAGCGUUUACAUUUUAAUUGUUAUGUUGUAGUAUACACAAUAAAUAAAAACAAAC
Drosophila melanogaster (fruit fly) is the source of this 3111-nucleotide messenger RNA. RefSeq names its product phosphorylase kinase gamma (gene PhKgamma). Lineage: Eukaryota; Metazoa; Arthropoda; Insecta; Diptera; Drosophilidae. The record is from RefSeq and is marked reviewed. Bases 678 to 2360 code for a protein of 560 amino acids. Gene Ontology annotation, molecular function: nucleotide binding; protein kinase activity; transferase activity. The transcript has 11 exons. Gene Ontology annotation, biological process: glycogen metabolic process. Gene Ontology annotation, cellular component: phosphorylase kinase complex.